Molecule: messenger RNA, 1407 nt
Organism: Nasonia vitripennis (jewel wasp)
Lineage: Eukaryota; Metazoa; Arthropoda; Insecta; Hymenoptera; Pteromalidae
Exons: 4
Coding region: 16-732 (238 amino acids)
Source: RefSeq, a predicted model, not a curated record
UGUUCAUUUGACAAGAUGUCCUCAGCCCUAGUUUUAUAUGGUACGAUUUGGAUAUUUCUAAUAUCAUUUGCUUGCGGCUCUUCCGAAGGUGUCUUUGAUAAAAUAAAAGCUGGUUUGCAGAAUGCUAAAAAUUAUAUAGAAACAGCCAGAGAUAUUGCAGACCUUGUUUCAAAGAGCUUGAGACCUAAAAUACCACCGAAGAAACGAGGAGAUGAAGCUGAUUUUAGUGAAGAGUAUGUGAAAAAGGAUUACGAACCUACACAUUUAGUAUCUACUUUCUUUCGUUUGCUUGGAUUAGAUUCUAAAAAAGUGACCGCAGUUGCCGUUAAUAGUUUUAUAUUCUUCGCCCAAAUGAUUAGUGAACUUUUCAAAUUAACUCCAAAAGUACAACGUGCCAAUACUAUAAAUGAAGAAACAAAUCCAUUAGAUCCAAUUCAAUUGAUGAUCGACAGCGAAAAUGAAAAGGUGCAAAAUCUAUUAAAAAAAGCCAAAGAUACAGAUUUACCAAAUCAGCUAAUUGAGCAUGCUGAUAGUUUUGACUCAUCAUGCAUAAAACUUCUACUAUGUAAGACAUCUCCCUUUAUUUGGGCAGCUCAAAAUUCACUAGAAGCUAGUAAAAAAAAUAACCACCACGAUAUUACAUUAUGGCUACCUUCGAAAGAAAAAUUUGAAGAAUACGCUGAUGAAUGUGAAGAUAAACAUACCGAUUGUGAAUUAAAUUUUGCUCUAUAAUAUGAUAAAAUACGUAACACUGUGAUUGUAAAGACUGAAUGAAAUUCAUUUUGUUUCGAAAAAACUAAAUAAAUUAUCCAAAUAGAUUGGUCGAGUUCAAAAAUAUAGGAAUUCGGCUAAUAAAGUGUACAUAUACUUAUUUGGUUUAAUAGAUAUCAUUGUUUUAUUUUCGUAUAUAGAUAAAAAUAAUUUAAUCAAUUACUUGACAUUCUUCUACUUUCAUCUGCUGAGUUUUAUUACUUCUAAACAAAAAACUGGAUGAUUUGUAACAAAAAUUAAUAACAGAUAUGAUUACUGUUUUUUACUUCGGUUAAUUAAUAAAGUGAGCGAGUAUGCCAACAUAAUUGAUGUAAGCAAUACCACACUUUUUAUAUUUUUUUUAUCAAAUAAUAUAACUAAUACACUGGAAAUAAAAUUUUUGUAAAACGCCAUCUUGGAAACCCAAGAUUUUUUAUAAAAAGGUUUUUUAUUACUAUUUCUAUAGAUUCCUCGCAAUAUUUAUUCUCUCUCUCUCUCUCUCUCUCUCUCUCUCUCUCUCUCUCUCUCUCUCUCUCUCUCUCUCUUUCUUUCUUUCUUUAAAUAUAAUAACAUGUCAUAUAUAUAUAUAUAUAUAUAUAUAUAUAUAUAUAUAUAUAUAUAUAUAUAUAUCUUUUUUAUACAAACUAAAAACUAGGA